This is a messenger RNA of Miscanthus lutarioriparius, 1335 nucleotides long. The record is from the annotation of a GenBank genome assembly. Lineage: Eukaryota; Viridiplantae; Streptophyta; Magnoliopsida; Poales; Poaceae.
AUGGCGUCCCAAAUAACAAACAAGCCGCAGCUUGUGUUGUGGCCGUCACUCCUCACGCUGCUCUUCUUGUCCGGCGCCCUAGAGGCUGCUGCUGGAACGGGCACCAGCACCUCCUCCGUGAGCUCCAUCAGCUCCUCUGCCGCCGACGAUGCGGCCGCCGCUACGGGCCGCAGGUCGCUGGCUGCGGCGUCGCAGAGCGUGUUCAGACUCGACCGCUACGGCGCCUGCGGCGACGGGAGCCACGACGACACCCAGGCGCUGGCCAGGGCGUGGAAGGCGGCGUGCGCCUCGCCGCGGCCGGCCGUCCUGCUCGUCCCCGGUGGCAAGCGCUACCUACUCAAGCUCGUCAGCCUCUCCGGCCCGUGCAAGUCCAGUGUCAUGGUGACAUUGAAGGGUACCCUCGUGGCGUCGCCCGACCGGUCCGACUGGAGCGACGAGGACUGGCGGCACUGGAUCGUCUUCCGUCAGGUCGACAGGCUCACCGUCAACGGCGGCGGCACCGUCGACGGCAACGGCGAGACGUGGUGGAAGAACUCGUGCAAGAUCAACAAGGCUCUCCCGUGCAAGGAGGCCCCAACGGCGCUGUCGUUCCACUACUGCACGAGCCUGAGAGUGCAGGAUCUAAAGAUUGUCAACAGCCAACAGAUUCACAUGUCCAUCGAAGAUUGCACCGGUGUGCAGUUGACAGGAUUGUCGAUCACAGCGCCCGGCACCAGUCCGAACACUGACGGCAUCCACAUCACACGCAGCAACGAUGUGCAGGUCACCAACUGCAAGAUCAAGACAGGUGAUGAUUGCCUGUCCAUCGAGUCCGGGACGAACAACCUCCAUGUGUCGAAAGUCGUGUGUGGGCCAGGGCACGGGAUCAGCAUUGGGAGUCUAGGAGAUGACAACUCGAGAGCCGAAGUCUCAGGCAUCACCAUAUAUUCAGUGCAAUUAUACGGCACGACCAAUGGAGCACGCAUCAAGACGUACCAGGGAGGAAGCGGGUACGCCAAGGACAUCACGUUCCAAAACAUGGUCAUGUACAACGUCGCGAACCCGAUCAUCAUCGACCAGAACUACUGCGACAAGGCUACGCCAUGCGAGGCGCAGGAGUCGGCAGUGGAGGUCAGCAAUGUUGUGUUCAAGAACAUCAAGGGGACGACAGUGACCAAGGACGCCAUCAAGCUGAACUGCAGCAUGCAUGUCCCGUGCCAUGGUAUUACCCUGCAGAACAUUAACCUGAAGAUGCAGGGCAGUAACGGUAAGGAUGCCGCAAAAAGCACCUGUCAGAAUGCGACAUGGAGAAAAUCCGGGACGGUUCUUCCACAGCCGUGCACCUCCAAAAACUAG